AAAGUUGAUACUUCUUUUUUUCUCUCAUUUGAGACCACUGGAACUAUCCAUGCUUUCUUAUUAUUUUACUUCUAUCUGUGGAGCCCCUCCAUGGACAUGAACACCUGAUGGAUGUGCAUCCCUGUGCCUGGUUCUGGAAUGACAGCAGUUACCCACCCUGUUCCCCCUAGACAUAGGAGUCACAGAAGCACAGAAUCAAUUAGGUUGGAAAAAAACCUCCAAGAUCAUUGAGUCCAACCUAAGGCCCAACACCACCUUGUCAACCAGACCAGGGCACUGAGUGCCACAUUCAGUCUUUCCUUAAAAACCUCCAGGAAUGGUGACUCCACCACCUCCCUGGGCAACCCGAUCCAAUGUCGAAUCACCCUUUCUGUGAAGAAAUUCCUCCUAAUGCCCAACCUAAACCUGUUCUGAAGACUGUGUCCCCUUGUCGCUGGUUUCCUGGGAGAAGAGCCCGACACCCACCUGGCUACAGCCACCUGUUGGGGAGUUGUUCAGAGCGAUAAGGUCCUCCCUGAGCGUCCUUUCUCCAGGCCAAACACUCUCAGCUCCCUCUAGAGCUCCUCAUCAGACCUGUGCUCCAGACCCUUCCCCAGCUCUGUUGCCCUUCUCUGGACUCGUUCCAGCACCUCAAUGUCCUUCCUAAAUUGAGGGGCCCAGAACUGGACACAGCACUGUCACCUUCCCAUGUCAUCCUGAGGGGACAGGGAACGCACAUCGUGCUGUGGGAGGGGAAGGGUCAACUCCCAAGACCAGGAGUGGGGACGGGGGACAGCGCGGGGACACCUGCACCUUGCUGGGAUGGGGACAGCCCCACCGAGAGAACAGCUCCGGUAAUGUGUCCCCUCUCCCCCAUCUCUCGGACUGUUCCCCGCGCCCGGGGCCGCUGCACGGUGGCGCUGAGGGCGGCUCCACCGCGGCCAUGUUGAGGGCGGGGAGCGAGGAGGGCGCGGAGGUAGCGCCAGAGCCGCUGCGGGCGCGGCGCCUCCUGCUCCCACCACCCGCUGCCGCCGCUGCUCCUGUCGCUCACAGCGCCCGCAGCCGCCGCCGGCGGGGCCGCGCUCUAUGGCGAACCCCAGCCCCUGCAUCGUGAUUGGUGAUGAUGAACAAGGUUACGACCUGGAUUUGUUCUGCAUACCUAAACAUUAUGCAGAUGAUUUGGAAAAAGUCUAUAUUCCUCAUGGGCUCAUCAUGGACAGGACAGAGAGACUGGCACGAGAAAUUAUGAAAGGCAUGGGAGGACACCACAUUGUGGCACUCUGUGUACUCAAGGGUGGCUAUAAUUUUUUUGCUGAUUUAUUAGACUACAUCAAAGCCCUGAACAGAAACAGUGACAAAUCAAUCCCCAUGACAGUUGACUUCAUUAGGUUGAAGAGUUACUGUAAUGAUCAGUCAACUGGAGAUAUCAAAGUCAUUGGAGGAGAUGACCUCUCAACCUUGACUGGAAAGAAUGUUUUGAUCGUAGAAGAUAUAAUUGAUACUGGUAAAACAAUGAAAACGUUGCUGUCUCUACUUAAACAGUACAAUCCAAAGAUGGUGAAAGUAGUCAGUUUGUUGGUGAAAAGAACUCCUCAAAGUGUGGGAUAUUGGCCAGACUGUAAGUGA
Messenger RNA from Prinia subflava (tawny-flanked prinia), 1605 nucleotides. RefSeq names its product hypoxanthine-guanine phosphoribosyltransferase-like. Gene Ontology annotation, biological process: IMP salvage; hypoxanthine metabolic process; GMP salvage. The transcript has 7 exons. NCBI's taxonomy places the organism in Eukaryota, Metazoa, Chordata, Aves, Passeriformes, Cisticolidae. Gene Ontology annotation, molecular function: hypoxanthine phosphoribosyltransferase activity; magnesium ion binding. The coding region runs from base 1066 to 1605 and encodes 179 amino acids. Gene Ontology annotation, cellular component: cytosol. The record is from RefSeq and is a predicted model, not a curated record.